Peronospora farinosa is the source of this 2295-nucleotide messenger RNA. Lineage: Eukaryota; Oomycota; Peronosporomycetes; Peronosporales; Peronosporaceae. The record is from the annotation of a GenBank genome assembly.
AUGACUUCGUAUCGAGAUUAUGGCGGGUCAACUUCACGCUAUGCAAACCGUGGCCCCGCUCGUGCCUUUUCAAUCCCGGACGCUGAUUUUCAACGUGGAGAUACAACACUAAAACGUCGUCGUCACCUCUCGCCUUCUCGUCCAAUCGCUUCUUUGCAUACCAAGUCCAAGUCUCAUGCCCGUAUCAUGUCGCAUAAAAUGACAAGUCAAGAACUUCUUGUUCCUCUUGGGAGCAAUCGAACAGUUACUGCAUAUAAUAGACUCCAUACAAAUACGAAGAGUUAUCAUCGUCCAUCUGGAGGUAGAGGAAGAUCUCGCUCUCCUCGUCAAUGGGAACCUCGAUCCAAGUCCAUAGCUCCUAAACGAAGCAAUCCGUCACCUAUUUCAACCCGUACACGGUCAAAAUCUUCAACACGUGAGAAGAAACGAGACACACGGUCGAGUCGUCGAGAACGUUCAAGUUCAGUGACAAGACGCAGUGGUGGUGGGGCAUCAUUAGGUUCCCGGAAGGAAUUAGAGACGUCUUUGUCUACGUCUAGCAGGACAAUGGAAAGCAGACGGAAACACUUGAAACACAAGAUGCAGGAACGAGAAAGAGAACGUUCUUUGAGUCGUACUCGUUCCUCUCGAUGUUCGAGAAUUGUUAAUUCUAGUGAUGAACAAGAGAAUGUUUCGAGAUAUUCGUCCCGUAGUGGCCGAUGUAGCAGUCAAAGUGGCAGUAGCCUUGCGGAAAUUGAAAGUGCUAUUGCAGACACGGAGCAAGAACUAAAACCAAAGAAGAAGGAAUUAGACGAACUGAAGAAACAAUUGGCAAAAUUACGCAAACGCGUCGAAGCCAAAGAGUUGGAGGUCUACGACCUUCAAGUAGAUCUGGAUGCAUUACGGAAACGUAGAGAACGACGUUUACCCUCGCAUUCUACUGCUAGUACUCGAGACAAAAAGUCUCUGAAAAGGUCAAGGAGCAAGAGUAAACGACGUGAAAGUGAGCGAUCAAGUAGUCGAUCUCGUACUUCCAAACGCCCUUGUAUUGUGGAUGAAGACGAUGAAGGUAGUGAUGAUGACGGUACUGAUGAUGAAGUUGUCAUUUUGGAUCCGAGUGAAGUAAAAAUGGAGAGAGAGCGUAGUGCUGCAGUGCCAAAGAGCGCAGUCGUGCCGGUUGAAGACUCAAUGCCCGACCAUUUUUGGGGUCGAUCCCCAACACCAAAGCUUUUGGCAAAUCACCGUUUCCGGGCAAUUCCGGAUGGCAGCGCUCGCAAAGGACGGCACCUAGCGUUUAACCCGAUUCAGCCCCAAAUUUUUGCAACAAGCCCCGACGAGGGGGGUCUUAUCCUAUGGAGCUAUCAACGCCAGGAUCAAGAUAUCGCUAAGGUAGUGACUUUGAUGCCAUCAUCGUUCCGCGAGGGUAGUCCGUGUGCGGAAGCCAUCUCUUGGAGCCCAGACGGAAACCGGAUGGCCAUGGCAUUUCGUGAUCCUGUGAACGAAAAGGGAGAGUUCUGCAUUGUGCAGCUUCACCAGCUCAAGCUUGAAGAUAGCCGAACAUCGCAAUCACUUCCGGGUAACCGUAUCACCUCGAAGUGCACUACAUUACAUCCAAGAGGUAUUUCUACAAUCGACUGGCUGCCAAGUGACAAUGGGCCUGAGACCACAAGCCGUCAACUGAUUACUACGGGCAAUUCAGACCACGCUGUUGUGUUGUGGGAAGAACACGAGAAUAGACAGAACGGUGGCUUGGAUCUGAAGUGGACCGUGCUGCACCGCGACCAUCGUAGUGAAGUUAAAUCGCUUUGCGUUCAUUCCAAGCGUGAUUGCUUGUACACUGGUGGUCUUGAUGGCCUGUUGGUCCGGUACGAUUUGAACAAGGGGCGUACGGAAACCGUGUUGGAACGUCGUAAGCCAAACAUUUCGAAGAUCAACUCGGUCCUAGAGCAUCCACACAAUCCGAAUUUGCUUCUGGUCAGUUGUGUGGAGCAGACUAGGCACAGCUUGUUGUUGCAUGACCUUCGUCAGCGAUACGAUGGCAAUGAGAUGUCGUUGACGUGGGAGAGUGGCGCGAUGAGUCAGUACGUCGUGCCGCGGUGGUCGCCUGCAGGCUAUCACGUAUCAUGUGGUAGCAAGACGGGUGUUGUGAAUAUUUGGGACGUGCGUAUGCGGGGGGAUAAGUUUCCUACAGUGGAACCCCAGCAAGCUCUUCGUGUGCAUCACAAGACGGUGUUACAUGCUACGUGGCAUCCACGCUACGACGCAAUGUUUAGCGUCUCCCACGAUCGAACAAUUGGUCUGCUGACUUUCCGAUAG